This is a messenger RNA of Linum trigynum, 2938 nucleotides long. NCBI's taxonomy places the organism in Eukaryota, Viridiplantae, Streptophyta, Magnoliopsida, Malpighiales, Linaceae. The record is from the annotation of a GenBank genome assembly.
GCGCACACUCAGUUCCACGGAACAAAAAAUAGCAAUAGUCCCGCACUAUUCGCGCCCACUCAGUUCGAAAGAACAAAAAAUAGCAAUAGUCAUGCACUAUUCGCGCCCACUCAGUUCCACGGAACAAAAGUCGCAAUAGUCACGAACUAUUCGCGCCCACUCAGUUCCACGGAACAAAAAGUCGUCAAAAAUAUUAUUCCUGCCGCCAGGAAUUGAACUCGCGUCCCUCCUCCGCCAGACAAGUAAGAUCACCAGUAGGCUGUACACGCGUCUUGUGAUCCUCAGACGCACCACUAUUAUUUUAACAACUUUUCGAGCCGCUUCGCCAACAUAAAGCUAAGUACUCUGUCCCUCUAUCAUUAUUAAAUAUUGAAAUAUUUUACUUGCCUGAGCGUUAAUGGUGCUAAUGGGGGGCUACACGCCUUAAUGGAAUACACCAACUCGGGGGCAAGACGCAAGAAGCUGGCACCGCGUCAGUCAAACGCGCCACCAGCUGGGGGGCAACUGGGGUACAUAGGGCUCCACCCAGAAUUACCGACGAAGAUUUAAAAAUAUAUAUAUAUAUAUAUAUAUAUAUAUAUAUAUAUAUAUAUAUAUAUAUAUAUAUAUAAGCUAGCGAUGAGUUAAAACUCACCACCAGCUUGGGGGGCAAUUGUUGGGGGUGUUACUAAAUACUUCGUGCACAGACUAAGUAAUGGAGCGCACAAUCAGCAAUGGCAACACUCGGUAUCCGCUACAGGUAUAUAAGGGCUUGAAGCCCUCCAAAGAAUGAGACUUCUCUCUCUCUCCCCUCACUUUCCACUUUCUAUCUAUCUCUCUACAUUUUAUCUCUCUAUCUAUUCUCUCAACUCUCUCCACAAACAUACACUGACUUGAUCGUCGGAGCUUAAUCCGGGGGGCAACCCCGGCUCUUUCACAGGUUCUCUCCCUCCCGACGAGAUCGGACGAACAGAUGACGAGUCAACCCACACCAACAAUCAUUAUUGUUCCAGCCACGAGCUAGUUGGCACAAACAGAAAGGUAUCUUUCAUUUUUAUGAUAUUAUCUGUUUUUUUUUAAAGAUAAUACUAUAUUAUGAAUUGAAUUUAGAUCAAAUCAAAUUAAAAAAAAAAUGGUUGUGAACAAUGCCACUUGCAUGAGCCAUGAAUAAGGGCUUUCUUUUAUUCUUGUUAUAUUGUGGUUUAAGUUUAACACGCUAAUCUAUGCAAUUUGAAGAAAAUUUGAACAAAAUGGGAGCAGUAAUUGUAACAUUAGUUAUUUCAAAUUUCAGUGAUUUUUUGUGUAUUAAAAAUCAACAUUGAAUGCAUAAACUGGUAGCUGCCCAAAGUUUGGUGGCCAAUCCUGUAAUAUUCCAUUUCUAACUCAUUCUUCAUCAAGGCUCACAAGUCAAAACUGCUGAGGCACCAGCAGAGAUUCUGUUAUAUAACUUAUAUUAGUUAUAUUUCAAAAUUCAGUAAUAAAUCGGUUAAGAUCAAAUAUUUGGUGAUUAAGAUGUUAACUACCCCAUAGUUUAGUGAUCCAUUAUGUAAUUCUCCCUUCUUCAUUCUUCAAACAGCUCACAGUCAGAGCUGAGCUCGAGAACGAGAUCUUCCUCAAAUUUUGUCGAUUUGACUUUUUUCCGAUGCGCCGGUGAUAGCAAGCAAUCUUCGAUCCGGAUCCGCCAGCUUCCGUUAGUCUUUUAGCCGUAACGUCUGACGCCUGAACCCUCUCACCGCCCGCCGACGGUAAGUUUCCCCCCUUCUUUCUUACCUCCGAUACGGUAAUUGAAAAUCUUUUAAAACCGUCUCUUGAUUUUGGUUUUUCAAUUGGGCUUUCGAUGUUUCUCAGAACUAGCUUUGCCACUCGGGAAAGCUUGCAUCUUUAUGGUCGUUAGGCGGUAAUGGCGAUUUCUUCUUUUUUAUUAUAGGCGGAGUUCACAGAGCCCAUAAAAACAGAGCAUUUUCCCAUUUCUAGAUUCCGAGUAAUCACUAGCUCAAUCUAAUUCGACCCUAGAGAAGAGCGCAUUUGAAAGGUUAGGGUUUUCUCAUUUUGCGAAUUUGGUUCCCAAAUCAUGGAGGAACUAGAUGAUGGUUACUCGAUGAACAGUCCAAGAACAGUCCUGAGCUUCUCAAAGAGAGAGAACCAGAAGAGGAGAACAACAAGGGGAGGAUCAUCUGAUUUUCUCCAUCAUCACACUACCACGAGCAGCCGCCGUCACCCUUCAUCAGCCUCCGGUCCAAAACCUUCAGAAGUUUACGGCUUUGUAGGCUCCAUCACCACCAUUGUUGCUACAGUCAUCUUCCUGGCGUGGGCUUAUGUUCCUGAACCCUGGCUGCACUCCAUUGGCAUCUCUUACUACCCCAACAGGUACUGGGCACUAGCUGUGCCAACUUAUGGUAUGGUGGCAAUUGUGUUGGCAUUGGCUUUCUACAUCGGUCUCAACUUCAUCUCGACGCCUUCCACAACUUCGAUGUCCAUGGUGUUUGAUGAGUUCACCCGGGAAGCCGCCGAUGAUGUCAAGUUGGCACCAGGGGAUCAGCAGCAGCAGGAGGCAAUCAAGCCGAUUUCAGAUAUUCCUGUCUGCAAAGUUAACAAUCUCAUGUUUGGAGGAGACUCUAAAAGAGUAAUGGAUAGAUUGUGAUUUGUGAAUACACUUAGAUAUGGUGAUUUUGAGCUGAAUCAUAGAUAGAAUUAUACAGAGAACUUUUGAGACAAAUCUCCAUCUUAAUGCCAAUUUACAGCACAAAAUCCCAACAUAAACCAGCAAAGGAAGACCUUGGUUCGAAGUAAUGAGAAUGAAGAAGGCUACUGGACUCUGGUGAAUGAAGCUGCUGCAACUUAUGCUGUUCAUGUAUCUGCAGACAGAUAUGCCUCAGAUAGCGCAAUCAUCCGAGGAAGAGCGUCUCGGAGAUGUGCAGAUCCUGCAUCUCAUGCCUGCAAAGAAAGAAAUUUCCAUACG